This is a messenger RNA of Symbiodinium pilosum, 771 nucleotides long. The record is from the annotation of a GenBank genome assembly. Lineage: Eukaryota; Dinophyceae; Suessiales; Symbiodiniaceae.
AUGGGAGUGCUUCAUGCAUCGCAUCGUCAAGUCAUCCUCCCCGUAGGCCUUGCUGGAAUCGCUGGCGUGCUUGUGGCUGCCUAUCUUCGACGUCGCUGCGAGCGGCAUGCGGAAGCAGAGGCUGAGCUUGGCGAUCAGGCAGAGCACGAGCAGUGCGAGCAGUGCGAGAACGACUUGGACUGGCCGCUGUUGGAUGUCUUGGGUUUGAUCUUGAAGGAUCUUGGACUGGAAGCCGCCUGUCGGUGCCGGCUGAUUUGUAAAGGUGCACAAGAGGCAGUCGGGCUGAAAGCCAUGCAGCUUGCGGCUGAAGAUUCCGAUUGGAUAGCUGCACAGCUACAAGAUAGUGGAAUUGCUGUUAGCUUGGCAGCCCUUGCAGCGACUGGUUCGACCAGAUCAGCAGCUUCCGAAGUUGCAAGAGCUAUAGCAUACUCCACCUUUGCCAACUCAGUUCUAGCUUUGUGGUCACCUGAUAACAUGGGACGUCCGCCUCUGGUUGCUGCAGCCUGCUGUAGUCGGCAGAACGGCUGGGGCAGUUCGCUCUUGACUGCCUUGCUUCGAGCCCGAGCCCAGCCGGAGGCUUCAAGUCAAGAUGGCUGGAACGCUUUGAUGUGGUCCUCGCAAUUGGGGAAUUACGAAGACUGCCAGGUACUUCUCAAAGCUCGUGCUUGUCCAAAUGCUGUUUCGGCUGAUGGCACGUCGCCUUUGCUUUGCGCUGUGCGCGCCGACCGUCAGCCACUUGCCAUUGUGCAGCUGCUUCUGGGUUGCUGUUAA